Messenger RNA from Bipolaris oryzae ATCC 44560, 726 nucleotides. RefSeq lists its product as uncharacterized. Lineage: Eukaryota; Fungi; Ascomycota; Dothideomycetes; Pleosporales; Pleosporaceae. The transcript has a single exon. The record is from RefSeq and is a predicted model, not a curated record. The annotation marks the transcript as partial.
GCGCAUCUGCGCGUCUGGCUUGCCGCCGGAACAUUCGCGUUGGCGACGGCAUCGGCGUCGGCGGUACCUGUGAAACGCGCGCCGUAUGACUCGCACGGGGCACCGCAAGUAGUUAGCAACGCGACGACGACCAGUGUCUUGGGCUGCUCCGGCGGCGCUGUGUGGACGUCAAGCAGCGGCGCGCGAUAUCAAGCUUGUGUGGGCCGGCCCUUUUCCACAGACGGCGUGUUAGAGUUCAGACCCAUACCGUACCUUGAGCAGACGUGCGUCGAGCAAGUGGCGUCUGGGGGUUACUUGAGUGCCGUGCUGAGUACGGACGGUGAGCUGUUUGUGUGGGGUCAGGCCUGUCCGGGUUCAACGGGCGAGAUGGACGUGCUGAGUGGAAAUGCGGAUGGGCAUGUGCCGAGUACAGGGAUUGCAGCUGAGGAGGAUGACUCGGAUGAGUUUGUAAAGUGUCUGCAGGUAAGGACUAAUGGUCAAGAGGCUCGUGUGUAUCAAGUGGCAAUUGGCCAUGGACAUGUUCUGGUAGCAGCAGAGCCUGGAAAUGGUUCACCGGCCAAGGAAAGGGUAGUGUUUGGCGCCGGAGAUAACAGUAUGGGACAGCUUGGGCUAGAAGAGCGGAGGUUUUAUAGUGCGUUCCACGAAGUCCAAAGUCUGCGGGGUAAGCGUGUUGCUCAGUUGUAUGCAGCGGGGUGGUCAAGCUUUGUUGUAACGCUCGAAGAGUAA